AUGAGCGGAAAAGAUUGGAUGGCUGCUGGUAUAAAUGCCGAACAUUUGAAAAUCUACAAUAUUGGCAACCCGAAGAAGGUCGGUGGCAAGCCGGUCGAUCCGAACGAUCGUUUGGCAGCUGUGAGAGCGGCUGAGAAGGCCCAGAAACUGAGGGAAACCCUGGCAAUGAGUGUAAGUUUUGACCAAAUUCAACAAAAAGUGUUCACUAUUUAUGUUUCAGAUUGAGAUCAAGUCAUUGACGAAAUACUUGCCAAUUCUGACCAUCUGGCAAAUCCUUCCGGACGGAACGCUGCGCGAGGUUCAAUGGUUUUCUGCCGCUGAAACCCAGUUCCUCACUUGCACUGGAUACAAGGUAAGCUUCAUACUUCUGAGUAUUUUCUUUAACUCUUCAUCUUUUCAGAACCCACUUGUCCGCACCAUGAAGUCAAACGACAAUAAGUACGUGCCUGGUCUUCCAUCCAAUCUGGACGCUCCCAGUCCUGUCGUCACCGCAGCUCCGUUCCAGAUGGAUGGCCAAGUGAUGGCUGCAUCCACUUCGGAUGUCGUCCGAUGGGAUCCCGAUAGUCCCACGAACAGUUCCGGCUACUCUUCCGAUCGCACCUCGUACUCUCCGGAAUUCGUUCCCGUCCCCUCAACUCAUCACUAUGUCCCCACUCCAGAUCCAUAUCACCCCAUUCCUUACCCUCCUGCUCAACCCGAUCUCUACUACUCUCAUGUUCCAUUCGAAUCUUUCCCCGAAGACCACAUGUUAUUCCACUAUUGA
Molecule: messenger RNA, 763 nt
Organism: Caenorhabditis sp. 36 PRJEB53466
Lineage: Eukaryota; Metazoa; Nematoda; Chromadorea; Rhabditida; Rhabditidae
Source: the annotation of a GenBank genome assembly